Mizuhopecten yessoensis (Yesso scallop) is the source of this 3064-nucleotide messenger RNA. Its product is annotated as signal peptide peptidase-like 3. Gene Ontology annotation, cellular component: cytoplasmic side of endoplasmic reticulum membrane; lumenal side of endoplasmic reticulum membrane; Golgi-associated vesicle membrane. The transcript is spliced from 14 exons. Gene Ontology annotation, molecular function: aspartic endopeptidase activity, intramembrane cleaving. Gene Ontology annotation, biological process: membrane protein proteolysis. The record is from RefSeq and is a predicted model, not a curated record. Bases 416 to 1573 code for a protein of 385 amino acids. Lineage: Eukaryota; Metazoa; Mollusca; Bivalvia; Pectinida; Pectinidae.
AAUGUGAGUACUUCGGUUCAAAGGGAAAACAUAAACAAAAAGAAAGGAAGGUGUGGAAUUCUAAGUGAUAUUCAGGCCGUUUGCGUGUGUCCAGAAGGUUGCAUAUCUCAAAGUAAACCAUAAUUAACUCAUUGUUCGAUGGAGUAUUUGUGAAUUGAGUAAAUAGUUGGAAUAUAACUGCAAGCAGGUGAAGUUUGAACCUCUUGAGUGUGAAGGUGGUCGAAGUUAUCCCCCGGCGCCAGGGAUGUGAUUGAUGUUCACCAGCUUUAGGAGUUCACACGAGUCGGAAUUUGACCAACAAUUGGCAUUCGAAUUGUGUAAUUCCAGACAGUCAGUAGAAAGUGUGUCAUCUGUCAUUAAUCCUGACCCUCAUCCCUCUACAGGAAGUUGUGAGCGACCUUGACCGACCUCGGCCAUGGCGGCUGAGGAGCAACUCACUCCUGAGGCUUCAGCAACUAUCUCGGCUUUUUCUUUGAUGGAUUCCUCCAGACUCUCCACAUUUGUCAUCUCUAUACUACUGAUUGUGUACGGAAGUUUUAGAUCUUUGAACCUGGAGCAAGAACAUCAAGAAAAAGAAAAAGAGAAGGAUUCGUACCCUUCAGCUGAUAAUGAAGGACAGGUCCAGACCAUUGAUUCUUGCCAAGCUGCAUUUCUCCCAAUUGGGGCCUCAAUUUCCCUCCUUGUGAUGUUCCUCUUCUUUGACUCACUACAGAUGGUUUUUGCAAUUUGCACUGCAGUGUUGGCGACUGUAGCAUUUGCCUUCCUCCUGUUGCCCAUGUCUCAGUACGUCAUCAAACCAUGCUCCAGUGGACAAAAGAUAUCAUUUGGUGUGUGUGGCCGGUUCACUGCCGCGGAGAUACUCUCUUUCUGUCUGUCCUUCUUCAUAGUGUGUAUCUGGGUCCUCACUGGCCACUGGCUACUCAUGGACGCCCUGGGUAUGGGGCUCUGUGUGGCGUUUAUAGCCCUCGUUAGACUUCCCAGUCUCAAGGUGUCCACGCUACUCCUGGUUGGUCUUCUUAUCUACGAUGUGUUCUGGGUGUUUUUCUCUUCCUACAUAUUUAGUGCCAAUGUAAUGGUAAAGGUAGCCACUCGACCCGCAGAAAACCCUGUGGGGGUUCUUGCCAAAAAGCUGCACCUAAAUGGUCUGAUGAGAGAUGCUCCAAAACUAUCCUUGCCAGGAAAAUUAGUGUUUCCAAGUAUGCAGAAUUCUAGUCACUUUUCCAUGCUGGGCUUAGGAGAUAUAGUGAUGCCAGGGCUUCUGCUCUGUUUUGUGCUGCGGUACGAUGCGUACAAGAGGUCCCAGGUGACGUCCAUUGAGGCCGGUGUACCGCCACCUUCCAACUACGUACAGAAGCUCACAUACUUCCAUUGUUCUCUAGUAGGCUAUUUCUUAGGUUUGUUAACGGCCACCGUUUCCUCUGAAGUGUUCAAGGCCGCCCAGCCUGCCCUCCUGUACCUGGUUCCAUUCACUUUGUUACCCCUGCUAACGAUGGCAUACCUCAAGGGAGAUCUUCGGAGAAUGUGGCACGAACCCUUCAUCGUUCAAAUCCAACCCAAAAACCUGGAUGUAUAGCGGCCCGUCUACAGCAUCAGUCGAUAAUGAAAACUCCAGCAUUUCUCACUCAUUACAUCCAUACCCAGGCCAGAUUUCAGAAUAGAAGAUGUUUGUUAUAUUUUUUACUUGAUUUACAAGAACCUGAAGGCCAUUCAAGGACAAAAGUGUUACCGUAUAAUCAUCAUGGCCAUUUCUGUGUGUCGAACAUGUGAUAGUUCUGGGGAAAGAGUUCAGGAGAACAUUUAUUUCAUGAAGUUGAAAUACUUCACACAAGGAUUUCUUGGAAGCUAAAUGGUGAUUACUUCUUUGUGAAAUCUUUGAUUUGAACAUUGCAAGAGUAAUGAUAUCCAUAAGUUGAAUCAGAAUAUCUGUAACUUGUGUGAAAAUCUCUGAGGACAAAGAGCAGAGGACAGGAUGUGGCCUGGGCUUAGACAAUUAAAAAUGAAACAAACAGCCAGCUAGUUUAUAUGCAGAAGGAAGACUGUAGAAUGAAGACUUUAUACCAGAGUGAAAAAUGCACAUCUGAUGUUAGAGGAAAUUUACAAAUGAUAUUCUGCAUUUGAAGUGAAGGAAUGAUAUGAUAGGACAGGUGACCAUGGCAACAAUGAACAGGACCAAAAUGGUUUCCAGGAGUUUGUGUAUUUGUAUGAGCAGGGAGAGGCUCUGGUGAAGGUCCUGCCAGUUACUAACAUGUUGCUGUAGAUUUUUCGGAGAUACCUGAAUGUUGGCGUGUGGGAUAUACAUAUGUUAUCGGAGAUACCUGAAUGUUGGCGUGUGGGAUAUACAUAUGUUAAAGAGACAAUGUUGGCGUGUGGGAUAUACAUAUGUUAUCGGAGAUACCUGAAUGUUGGCGUGUGGGAUAUACAUAUGUUAAAGAGACAUAUUCCUAUGCUAUUGUUGUACCUGUUCUGGCUACAAGCCUCACAGGGUGUCAAUCUGCUUAGCUGUUAGGAUGUUAUCAUUGUGUAGCUAGAUUUCAUAUUCAUGGAUUUUUGGUUUGUUACGUGACAAGCUGAUGUAUAUGUGUUUAUAUGUUAUUUAUGUGUUAUCCUACCCAGCUACUGUAUGGAUGUUGGUACUUGUUUGGUAGCCUCUAUGCCAGUGAGAUGUUUUAAGGAACGUUGACUUAUCAGAGUUCACAGCCCUGAGUACAUGUUAUGUCAUACACAAUAUAUUACGGUACCAGGCAUUUAUGUAUGGCGUAUUUUAAUUGAGUUAUGGGAAGGUAGCUGAAAUUCAAAUGAUUUUUACUUAUAUUUUAGACUUUAAAAUUUUAUGUGACUUUAACAUGUAUAGGGUAAGAAACAUAUUUUUAAAAUCAAGUAAAACUUGUUGUAGAAAACACAGUGCUUAGCUGGAAUAUGUAAGGCAGACAGAUUCUUUUACCAUAGAGUGAGAGAAAAACCUCUACUUUUAGCAGGGAGUGAGAAAAUAUUGAGGCAAAGGAGGUAAUUCAGAUUUUAAACAUUGUUAAAUUUUAAAACCAUAUGCUCUGUCAAGUUUUAAUAA